AUGGCUGAUAAAGAUGGACAGUUACGAUUGCGUAAUAUCAAUUUCUCGGCCUCGUCAUCGAAAGCGGCUUCCAAUUGCUCGGAAAUUCUCAACUAUAUGGGCGGCUUGGAUGGUGAGCAAAAACAAUUGAUCAAGAAGUUGGUCAACUUUCGCAUGAAAGAAGGUAAAAGAACGAAAGUUCGUGCUAUUGUUUAUCAAACUUUUCAUCGCCCAGCUCAAACUGAACACGAUGUAAUCAAACUGAUGGUUGACGUCGUAGACAAUAUAAAGCCCAUAUGCGAAGUCGAAAAAGUAGGAGUAGCAGGUACUCUUUAUGAUGUCCCUGGAAUUGAAGCUUGUUCUCUGGAGUUUGAUCCCCAAGAAAGAGGAAAAUGGCUGUGA
Messenger RNA from Cucurbita moschata (crookneck pumpkin), 381 nucleotides. Its product is annotated as ribosomal protein S7, mitochondrial-like. The transcript has a single exon. The coding region runs from base 1 to 381 and encodes 126 amino acids. The record is from RefSeq and is a predicted model, not a curated record. Lineage: Eukaryota; Viridiplantae; Streptophyta; Magnoliopsida; Cucurbitales; Cucurbitaceae.